Messenger RNA from Serendipita indica DSM 11827, 978 nucleotides. The record is from the annotation of a GenBank genome assembly. NCBI's taxonomy places the organism in Eukaryota, Fungi, Basidiomycota, Agaricomycetes, Sebacinales, Serendipitaceae.
AUGCCGACUAUCUUUGUCCUAGGAAUUACGGGUUAUAUUGGAGGAUCCGUGGCAAAUGGUUUGCGAGGCGUCUUUCCAGACCACGAGUUUGUAGCCCUAGUGCGAUCUCAGAAGAACAACUUUGCUGUCGAAGCACUCGGUGUCAAGGUUCUCCAGGGCUCCCACUCAGACCACAAACUCAUUACAGAUCAAGCGGCUAAAUCAGAUAUUAUCGUCAAUUGUGCAGAUGCAGAUGAUCUGGAAUUGACCAAGGCGAUUCUUUCUGGAGCCAAGUCCACGACCAUUGGAAAGACCCCAAUCCUCAUUCAUACAAGUGGCACCGGUCUCGUUACUGGAGAAGCCAACGGCUCUUUUGACCCAAACGCAAAGACGUACAAUGAUGACGAUCCCGCGGACAUCCGGGGCAUUUCCCCAGAUGCUCCCCAUCGUAAUGUCGAUCUUGAAAUCUUCGCUGCAGAUGACGCUGGCUACGUGUCUGCGUACAUCAUUGCCCCCUCGACGAUUUAUGGAACUGGUGAUAGUCCUGUAAACCGCCUUUCUCAGCAGGUACCAGGCUUGAUCCAGGCUGCUUUGGAGAAUAAGCAGGCCGUUUACGUUGGCGAAGGUACUAACGUGUGGAACAAUGUUCAUAUUGCGGAUCUAGUCGACUUGUACAUCAUUGUGACCAAGCUCGCGACCUCGGAGUUGGGUCCCGCUGCGAAAGUCGACUCGUACCACAAGUUUUUCUGGGGCUCGGCUGGAAAACAUGUCUGGGGAGAUGUCGCCCGCGAGAUUGGAAAGGCUCUCAAGGCCAAAGGUCUUGUAGAGACGGCAGAGGCCAAGAGUGUGCCUCCUUCUCCAGCUUUGAUGUUCAUGGCGAACAACUCGCUUACGGUCGCUAAUCGUUCAUUCAAGAAUGGGUGGAGUCCCAAAGGUCCCAGUCUCGUCGAAACUAUUCCUGAGACGAUAGACUUGGUGGUUGCUAAUCAAAACAAGUAA